Molecule: messenger RNA, 1244 nt
Organism: Bolinopsis microptera
Lineage: Eukaryota; Metazoa; Ctenophora; Tentaculata; Lobata; Bolinopsidae
Product: T-box transcription factor mls-1-like
Exons: 7
Coding region: 14-709 (231 amino acids)
Biological process (GO): cell fate specification; regulation of transcription by RNA polymerase II; positive regulation of DNA-templated transcription
Cellular component (GO): nucleus
Molecular function (GO): RNA polymerase II cis-regulatory region sequence-specific DNA binding; DNA-binding transcription factor activity, RNA polymerase II-specific
Source: RefSeq, a predicted model, not a curated record
AGCAGGGUAAGCUAUGGUUGUUUUUAGUUCAUUAGACGGUUCCCCGUCUAUGAACAUUUGUAGUCACGUGUACGUUGAGGUCGCUACCCAGAAGUGGAUUUGUCAGAGUCACCCAUCUUAUCAUGGCAUGGAGGAUUUACAUCGAAUACAAGAUGAAGUAACAGCGGUACUGGAAGGUGCUGAACUAUGGACCCAGCUCAAACAGUUCCAGAAUGAAAUGGUAGUCGGCCCUCAGGGCAGGCGCAUGUUCCCGAACUUCAACGUGAGACUAUCAGGACUAUCGCCCACCAAGUUUUACCACGUUUUCAUUGAAGCACGGCCAACAGACCAAAACAAAUUCACUUUCAACUACCAAACCACCAGUUGGAUAGUAUCUGGACCCGCAGAGACAGAGAGCAACAAAAGAAUCUAUUAUCACCCUGAAACUCCUCUCCAAGGGUCAGGCUGGAUGCGAAAGCCGAUUUCUUUCAAAACUCCCAAAUUCACUACUGGUCAGCAGGAAGGAAACAUGAUCGAGAUAAAGAAAGGACAGAAGUACCUGCUAUCUCUGCACCUUGUUGAAGUAUCAGAUGAUCGCAACAUCCCUAAUAAGUGUUUAGACUUCGUGUUCGACGAAACGGAGUUCGUUACAGUCAGCUGCCAUCAAAAUCAGGUAGUCGCAGCUACGAAAAUGAACCGUAAUGGUCGAAUUACCUCUGUCUGCCACUAGUUGUUAUACUGGAGAGAUUACCGUAGAAACUGUUAUCUUCGACGUUAUCUGGUGCCGACUCCGUUAUUCCCUGUUAUCCAAUAACAGAUAUGUUCUCUGACACCAAAUCUACCAUAUCGUUAGUAUUACCAGAUUCAGAACAGUUCGUCCAAUUUACGAUAACAUGGAUAUUGCUUAGUGCUUACCCUGGCAACCGAUAUGCCAUCGGCGUCCUAAUCUUUUUGUUUUGAAAUGUAACUUUAAAAGCACUUUGAAAGGAGCUGAGUUGAUUAAAUUUUUUAACUGUAAUUUUAAGUGCACUUUUUAAAAAAGGGGCUGAGUUGAUUAAAGUAUUCCCAGUUGAAAUUGGCUCGUGAAAUAACUGAACAUAACAUCUUUUUAAUAUUCUAUUCCUUAUUUAUUACGCACCUUUUCGUGGAGCCGAUUUAAACUAACCACACUUUAAUUGAUUAAAUUUACACGUUUUUAAUUUCUUGUACAUCACAUGUUUUGAUUGGUUAUUUUUGAUUGAAUUCUUUUGCUCAAAAACUUACAA